AUGAUUUGGAUGCACACUGUCAUUGUGUUCCUGUGUCUUUGUCCAAUCCGCGCUGCGUUUGGGCAGGACUGUCCCAGCAGGCAGGACAUGCAGAGCUCCCUAAAGCAGGUCCAGAAGCUGCUGUCGACCCACGAGGCUGCAUACCUUCAGAGCCUCCGCACCCUGAGGAAGAAACUCAACUUGCUACAGAACACAGCCACCAAGCAGACUGGCAAAGUAAACAAUGAUACCUGUCUAAAGCUGGACACGCAGGAAGUUGCCAACAGCAGGAAGUUGGGAAAAGCGCAGAACCCAGGUCACGAGGUUCACUUCCUGCGUGAUGCGGGUUAUGAGUUGGUGGGAGCAGAGAGCAGGAUGUGUCAGGAGAGCCUCACCUGGAGCGGCCAGCAGCCCACCUGCAGCAGUGACCCAACCAUCUGCUACAGAUUACCCUACCCCUAAUCCAAACCUUAACCAUUAGUGAGAUUAACACAUAUCUGAUGUGAAAUCACUAUCUUUUGUCAACUACCAUCUACUUCUCUGGCUCCUGUCAGGUGUCCCCUCCCUUAUCUUCUCCUUUCCUCUUCUCUGUCCCGUCACUCAUCUCUUUAUCUUCUCUAUCAUCUCUCUCAUGUCCUUGUCAGCAUCCUCUUUGUGCCCCCCUCUUUUCUUUUUCUCCUUUCCCCCAUUUUAAACUUCAUGCAUAUUACUAACAUUUAUCUAGAUAAGGUGGCUUGCAUCCAUAUGAGUUUCAUUAUCAAAUGUCCUUUUUAUGUAUUUUCAUGGCCAUCCAGAAUGGGUUAUUGAAUCCAGUGACUGUGACACAUAGUGAUAGCAGCCCUCUGUCUUGACAGCUCGCUAACAUUUAGAUAACACUUCAAAGACGUUCUGUGAGACUAAAAGUCAGGCCAUCCCUUUCGCUCCAGUUAGGUCGAGUACUCACACACACGGAUGCACACGCACAUUCAUGCUCACGCACGCAAGUGUGUGCAUGCACACACACACACACACAGAGAGAAGGAGCUUUUCUCUUUUGGUUCAUGCAUCAGAGCUAUAAGGUUACACCUGUGCUUGUCAGUGAGUUGGCGAGCCAACAUUUUACAUCAGGGCUAAUAUUACUUAAUUCUCCUCUCUUGACUAAUCUCUUACUCCUCCUGUCUUUCCUCAGACAUAAAUGAGUGUGCCUCGUCUCCCUGUCUGAACGGGGGGACGUGUGUGGACGAGAUGAACCAGUUCUCCUGCACGUGUACCAAAGGCUGGGCCGGAGCCACCUGCCAGAGCCC
Oncorhynchus kisutch (coho salmon) is the source of this 1262-nucleotide messenger RNA. RefSeq names its product fibulin-7-like. Bases 1 to 441 code for a protein of 146 amino acids. The transcript is spliced from 3 exons. The record is from RefSeq and is a predicted model, not a curated record. Lineage: Eukaryota; Metazoa; Chordata; Actinopteri; Salmoniformes; Salmonidae.